Molecule: messenger RNA, 5940 nt
Organism: Larimichthys crocea (large yellow croaker)
Lineage: Eukaryota; Metazoa; Chordata; Actinopteri; Sciaenidae
Gene: hoxb3a
Product: homeobox B3a
Exons: 4
Coding region: 1411-2871 (486 amino acids)
Biological process (GO): anterior/posterior pattern specification; embryonic skeletal system morphogenesis; regulation of transcription by RNA polymerase II
Cellular component (GO): nucleus
Molecular function (GO): DNA-binding transcription factor activity, RNA polymerase II-specific; RNA polymerase II cis-regulatory region sequence-specific DNA binding
Source: RefSeq, a predicted model, not a curated record
UACACCUUCCUCCUCCUCCUCCUCGUCUUCCGCGACUCCCUGGGCUCUUGUGGCCGGGUCUUAGCUGUCAGUCCGUGGACCGGUUCAGGAACAGUUCACGGUGUCAAUCCGGCAGAACCAGGACGAAACACCGGUGGAGAGGCAGGAAGGGAGCGAAGGAGUGGAGGAUGAUGAUGAGGAGGAGGGAUGUGAAGGGGGCAGGAGGCAGGUUAUCUGUUCACUGUUCCAAAGAUAAUCAAUGAAGCAAUUCAAAAGCGCACGGAGGGAAAGUUUGAGAGACAAAUGUAGAAUAUUCUGUGAGGUUACAGGUCAGAGAGGAGGUCAGCUUCUGGUUUAGCCUGAACCAAAACACAAGAGCCCACAGGAAGGAGAAAGAGGAAGAGGAAGACACUGAAGGGCACAGGAGGACUCUGCUCCUCUCUUUUUGGUGAACUGGGAGAGCAGUGGAUAAAGAAGAAGAGGUAGAGGCAGAGGAGGGGAGCCCGGGGAAUACGGCGUCACGCUCACGCAAAGGGCUUUAUCUUUGGAGGCUCGCGCUGGCUGCACCGUGGGCCCUCCAAAACGUUUUAGCUCUCGUGGACGGUGUAAAGGAUAGGGUUCGGGGGGGACAAGAAAAAGCGCGAGCCCUGACUGGUGUUGCUGGCCAGGCACGCAGCGGCCCCGCUAUACGGGGAAUUUUGCAGCACAGGCGGAGGGGGGGAGGUGGGUGAGAGCGCGCGCGCACGCGGUGUGUUUUUUAGGGUAAAGUAGCACCGCGAGCCCCAGACCGAGCAGUCCCCGCCAGCCUGUGUGCUGUAGGUAGGCUUUGAUUGUUGGAGAUUUAUGGCGGCUCAAGAUUUAUGGCUUCGCCCCCAAACCGGACACGCGAACGGCUGCGUCGUGCUGUAAGAGGCGUUCUGAUAGAUACACCAGUGUUUUACCGGCAUGCAACAGUGCCGGAUAAAAGGCAGAUUUAAUUGUCAUAAAUGUUGCUUUAGUGCUAUUUUAGACUCCAGUGCCAGUUAGAGGAAUAAAAAAACGCCAGACCGUCUGCGCGUAAUUACGCACUCGCAGUGCAAAUCCGUCCAAGGUUUUCCGUGAAGGGAUUGUCUUUGCUCCGGUCGUUUUGUCCGUCCGGGUCCAAAUCAGACUGCAUCCAAAGAGAAAGAAAAAAAACAAAACAAAACAACAACAGCAGCAGGAGGAGAUCCAGGAAGAGGAGAGACACGCCGAGAGAGCGCAGUUCCUAGGAGCUUUCUGGAAGCCGCUUUCUUCCAUCAAAACAUCACGAAAUAAGAGGAAAUCUUUCGGUCAGAUUGCAGGGGACCGUUGGAGAGACACCGUCACGUGACCCCCGGUACCAAAUGGUCUUCCGGCAGUGGCUCUCAACAAGGACCGGAGCACAAGAAGACGCCGCCACUUCUCUCAGAAAUGCAGAAGACAACAUACUACGACAACUCCUCGACGCUUUUCGGUGGCUACUCGUCCUACCAGGUGCAGGGGGCGGCAGCAGCGGCAGCAGCAGCCGCCAACGGCUUUGGGGGCUACGAUGCCCCGGUCCCAGUGUCCCACCACCAGCCGGCCUUCCAGUCGGCGACCCAUCUGGAUGUGGAUUCGUACCAGCGCUCUGCCUGCUCUUUACAGUCACUGGGCAGUAACAGCAGCCACCAGCAGCAGCAGCAGCAGCUAGCCAAGACCAAGGAGCUGAAUGGCAGCUGCAUGCGGCCCAGCCUGCCGCCUGAGCACCACCCCGGCUCCCAGGUGUCCCCUCCACUGCCCCCCAACCCCAGCAACGGUAAUAACGGGGCUCAGCAGCCGGGUGGCAGUGCUGGGGCCUCCUCAGUCUCUAAAUCAGGCCCCAAUAAGUCGUCUAAUUCUUCCUCCUCCAUAUCGUCCUCCACAUCAUCCUCCUCCUCCUCACUGCCCCCCAACCCGACCCUGGCCAAGCAGAUCUUUCCCUGGAUGAAAGAGAGUCGGCAGGCGACCAAGCAGAAAAACUGUUCACCCAGCAACAACUCUGGCAAUGCGUCAGGAGGAGCAGAGAGCGGCAGCAGUGGGGAGAAGAGUCCUACCGGCGGGUCGUCGGCGUCAUCUAAGCGGGCUCGUACGGCGUACACCAGCGCCCAGCUGGUUGAGCUGGAGAAGGAGUUCCACUUCAACCGGUACCUGUGCCGGCCUCGUCGGGUGGAGAUGGCCAACCUGCUCAACCUGUCCGAACGCCAGAUCAAGAUCUGGUUUCAGAACCGACGCAUGAAGUACAAGAAGGACCAGAAGUCCAAGGGUCUGAGCUCCAGCUCUGGAGGGCCCUCGCCGACUGGCUCCCCACCCCUGACCAUGCAGUCUUCCGCCAGCUUCCUCAACUCAAUGCACCCCAUGGGAGGGGGAGGAGGGGGGUCAGGCUACGACGUCCCAUCUCCACCAUCUUUCGGCAAGCCCCACCAGGGAGUGUCUUACUCCAUGUCCACUGCCUACUCCAAUGUCCCAAUGAAGGGCUGCCCUCCCCAACAGAAGUAUGGUACCCCAGACCCGGACUACGGCGACCCCCAUCCUCACCACAGCCUAGUGCAGGCUAACAGCGCUGGCUAUGGGACUCCCACCAACAUGCAGGCCAGUCCAGUCUACGUGGGGGGUGGCAGCUAUGUGGAACCCAUGCCCGGCUCGGGGCCCUCUAUGUACGGGCUAAACCACCUCGGCCCCACGCCACCCCACCACCAAACCAUGGACUACAAUGGCGCGGGGCCUAUGUCGGCCGCCAACCAGCACCACGUGGGCGGAGGGGGACCCCCGGGUCCCUGUGACCCGCCCACACACCCAACGUACACCGAGCUGUCGGCGCACCACACCUCGACUCAGGGCAGAAUCCAGGAAGCACCCAAGCUCACUCACCUGUAGCAGGUUUGGAACAAAAAAAAAAUGACAACGUAGGAAAUAGUGAAGACGACACAGAACAACUAACACAACGCGACUCAUUAACAGACUAACUAACACGCGGGGACUCUACUGCUGCAAUGGGACGGCAGGAGAGACACAACGAGACAGAGCGGAGACGUCCGGUGGUUUGUCCCGUGCUCUAUAGCCACAAAGGGGAACAAUCAGUGUUUGGUGUUGUCCGGCCCCACCUUGUUUCAACUGCCUUCAUCAAUAGCUCCAUCAAGUCUGAUUAGAGCUUUCACUGUUACCUUGAGAGUGCAGUUAAUUUAAUUUAAAAGGCUGCUCCUGUUAUCAAGUAGCAGCAACGGUCCCUAAACAAUUCAUGUUGCCAAAAGACUCAGUGAAAGGCUCAUCUCUGCCCUGUAGAAGUACUGACACCGAGAGUUGCCAAAAAAGAAACUCCAAGGAUUUUUUUUAAAGCUGGGACCAAACUUGCUACUCUAAAACCACACGUCCUCAAACAGGACAUAAAAAACCCAAACCUUUAAACUACUUUACAACGAAUUACCAUUUUAACUCCCCAUGAAGAAAACUGCUUACUUCAACUUACGCAUUCAAAACAGCUUAAGCACACUAACAGUGAUCUUGUCACUUUAGAGCUCUUUUGUCAUCCAUGCUCACGUGAUUAACGCGAUCCUUUUAAGACCAAUUUACACUCUGCAUCGAGUGUAUUUCUGUCCCGGGGCAGUGAAGCAUAUUGUAGGCGUGGGAGACGAGGUGUACAAGUCAGUUGUCUCCCACGUCCUCUCCCCGGGGACAAAGAAUGUCAGGAAGCUCAUCUCGUGGCACCGGUGCAGAGACGUAUCGGCAGCUGCGUGGCAUAACAGGAUCUGUGGUGAGCGCCAUUGUUUUGUUGUACUGCACGGUCAAUCUGCAACGUGUGGACUUCUGGAUUCAGACGAAAAUCAUUGAAAUAAUUGCAGAAUUAGUAUUUACAAGGGACAAAAGUCUCCCUCCACUUUUUCCAAACAAUCUUUGUGUGGGUGGAGCAAAUUGAGCUCAGCUAACAUGUUGUAAAAGAGCCCAUAAUAUCUCUCUUAGAGCUAGUACGCGGUUUAAAAUUGUACUUUGAUAAUAACCCCCCCCCCCCCCCCCUCCCCUUCCCCAAGACACACACAUAUACAAACAGCUCUCCCGCCUGGUAAAUGAAAUAGUUGAGAUUUUAAUGGGCAGUUAACGAGGUGGUUAGAUUUAUGAUGCUGAGCUCUCUCCCCCUCCAGGCAACACAUGUUGUUGUCAGCCAAGCUGAGCUAUGUGGAGGCCUCUGCCUCUCCAUCAGCUAGAGAGAGAGAGAGAAAGAGGGAGAGAGAGCAGAAAUAUAUGGCUGGAGCUGGCAGCACUCGUCUUCCUCUCGUUCCCCUCGUUCCAAGAAGCACAUAAAAACCACUGGACGCUCUCCCCUUCGCUGUCUCUUUCUGCCUCGUGCUGUACCCGUCUCUGUCCUGUCCAGACUGAAUCACUACUAACCCCCCUCUGUCCUCCUGUCUGUGGCAGCAGCACAUGGCUUCUGAAGGAGGCGAAAUCUCUCACAAUCCGCCACAGACCGCCCCCCCCUUCUCCCACCCCAACACACACAUCCAUCACCACACAUGCACUCAGCACCCCUUCCCCAUCACUCUAUAACAGGGUCUAAGAAGCUAACGGGCUCAAACGGCUAAACUAGCUCCCAUAGACACACAUCCGUGCUAAGCUACAUUAGCCAAUCACUCACACAUACACACACGCCGCACACAUGCACACACACACACACACACACACACACCAAUGCUAAGCUAGCUUCCUUUCGUUGACACAUCCACAGCCGGGUUACAGCCAGCUGUUGACAUCUUCAAACAAACACAUGAGAGGACACGGAAGAGACAUUUUUAAUGUUCUUAUUUUAGCACAUCAUCGACACAGGGUAAUAAUAAGAGUGGAGAACACUAUUUAUUUAUGUUUGGGUAAGUCAUUGCCCUCCUCUCUCUCUCUCUCUCUCUCUCUCUCUCUCUCUCUCUCUCUCUCUCUCUCUCUCUCUCUCUCUCUUUGGAAGGGUUCACUUACAUUAGCGGACACCAAUGCUAAAAGUCCACAUUUUAUAUUGUUUUUUUUGUUUUGUUCUCACAUAUCUUGACUUUUAAACGUGGAUACAGGGUAUAUAUUUGAACAAAAAUGCAUGUCCCGGAAAUCUGAGCUGAUGUGUGACACACAUUUUUUUGAAAACAGCCGGGUUUAUUUGUCUGAACCGUCAGUGAGGGGAGUGCGGGUCAACACACACAUGCACACACACACACACACGAGACCCUCACAGCCAGUGUUUAAACCUGAAAACAAGCUGUCUGCGUGUGUGUGUGUUUGACCCUCCACUUCCCGUUACACUUUUCUGGAAAUAAACCUGUAGUGUGUUUUUUAAAAGUGCAGAUUUACACAAAGGCUUUUUUCACAUCUGGGCAUCAUUGUUGCACUUAGAGUUUACAUUUUGAUGGUUAAAGGAAAAAAAAAAUAAUAAUAAUAAUAAAAUCUUAUUUUGAAGACGGAAGGCCCUCCAAUCAAAGCGUCUUUCGCCAAUGUGUGUUCAAGUGAACAUUCAUAUAUAAAUAUUUAUUUGUUAUAGCCAGUUUAAAAAGACUUUCUGUUUUGUAUUAUUAUUAUUUAUCCUUCAUGUAUUUAUAUCGAGAAAAAAUACUGUACUUUUUUAGUAUUUACCUGUUAUGAAAGAAAAAAAAAACAACGUUGUGUUUCUUCUUGUCCAUUGUACUGAAGUUACAUUUUUUAGUUAUUGUAUUUUAGAAGAAAAUAAGUAGUUUUUAUGUUCCUAUAAUGACCCUUGUACAUAAAUGUCUUGGCUUGUACAGGGAAAACCGCAAGGGUGGGGAUUGGUGACCCAUCCGUGCAUAGUUGGAAAAUUUAGACAAACUAUUAGCUGGAAAAAAGAACGAGUCUUUUUUGGAGAAAAACAACUUCUUUCUUUGUCCUUUGUAGCUCCUUUUUCUUUCAUUGUUGAGAGAGUUGUCUGUCGAACAAUUCUUUAAUAAAAUGUUAUGUUAUUCAGAA